UUCCUCUUACACGGAACCCUGUGGAGAGAUUAGUGUGUAGUGGGGGGAAGGAUUUUUGUGUUGCACCUGAAGAGCUGAAGAGGUAGAGAUGGCGCGAGCAGCCAAGAGCGCGGUGGUGAUGUGUAUGGAUGUGGGUCUCGCGAUGACGCACUCCCACCAGGGGGAGGAGACUCCAUUCGAACAAGCCAAGAAAGUGAUGACGCUGUUUGUGCAAAGACAGGUGUUUGCAGAGAGUAAAGAUGAGAUUGCGGUGGUUCUCUUUGGCACGGAUGACACGGAUAAUUCUCUGGCUGAUGGGGAUCAAUAUCAGAACAUCUCCGUCCACCGACAUCUCAUCAUGCCCGACUUCGAUCUGCUGGAGGAGAUUCAGGAAGUCAUCCAGCCUGGAAAUCAACAAGCUGACUUCCUCGACGCCCUCAUCGUUUCCAUGGACAUUCUGCAGAAGGAAACGCUAGGGAAAAAAUACGACAAGCUGCACAUCGCUGUGUUCACAGACCUCAGUAGCCCCUUCAGUGAGGAUCAGCUGGAGAUCAUCAUCGCCAACCUGAAGAAAGCCGGCAUCACCCUGCAGUUCUUUCUCCCGUUUCCUGUGGAUGAAGAUGAGGGCGGAGCUGGUGACAGAGAAGGAGGAGGAGGAGAAGCUGGAAGCAGACGAGGACCCGGUAAAGGGUUUUCUGAGCAACAGAAGGAUGGCGUCCAGAUGGUGAGGAAGAUCAUGUUCGCUCUGGAGGGUCAGGAUGGCCUGGACGAGGUUUACACUUUCAGGGACAGUCUGGAACAGCUUUCCAUCUUUAAGAAGAUAGAGAGAAGACCUAUGCCGUGGCCCUGCCAGCUUACCAUCGGCUCCAAAAUUUCCAUACGCAUUGUGGGGUACAAAUCUGUGACGGAGGAGAAGGUGAAGAAGAGUUGGGCCAUCGUAGACGCCAAAACCAUGAGAAAGGAAGACGUACAGAAGGAGACCGUGCAUUGCCUGAAUAACGACGAGGAGACGGAAGUUCAGACAGAUGACAUCAUACAAGGGUUUCGUUAUGGAAGUGACAUAAUACCAUUUUCCAAAGUGGAUCAAGAGCAGAUGAAAUACAAGACCGAGUCCAAAUGUUUCACAGUUCUGGGCUUCACUAAGUCAUCACAGAUCAACAGGACUCAUUUCCUGGGCAAUCAGGUUCUGAGGAUCUUUGCACCUCAGGAUGACGAUUCUGCAGCCGUGGCUCUGUCUGCCCUCAUCCGUGCCCUCGAACAGCUGGAGAUGGUCGCCAUCGUACGUUACGCCUAUGAUAGAAGAUCUAACCCCCAAGUUGGAGUUGCCUUCCCUAUAAUCAAGGAGAAAUACGAGUGCCUUGCUUACGUCCAGCUACCAUACAUGGAAGACCUCCGGCAAUAUCUCUUCUCUUCACUAGAAAACAGCAAGAAGUUCAAGCCCACAGAUGACCAGCUCUCCGCAGUGGACUCUCUGAUUGACAGCAUGAAUUUGGUGUCUGAUGAUGGGGAGGAUUCGGAGGAUCUGUUCAAACCCAGCAAAAUCCCCAACCCCCAGUUCCAGAGGCUGUUCCAGUGCCUACAGCAUAAGGCCUUCCACCCCGAUGACCCCCUUCCACCUAUCGACCAGCAUCUGUUGGACAUGUUGGAGGCUCCGGCAGAAGUUAAAGCCAAUUGUAAAGGUGCAUUAGCCAAAGUGAAGGCCUGCUUCCCUCUGCAAGAGGCCGGGAAGAAGAAGGCGCAGAAGACGGCCCAGGAUAUCUUUGAAGACAAAAACCAGGAACCCGAUGCCAAGAGACUCAAAGGUGAAGAUGUGGAUUUCAGCAUCGCUCACCUGGCUGAUGGCAAUGUCACCUCAGUGGGCAGUGUGAAUCCGGUGGAAGACUUUCAGGCUUUGCUCAGGCAGAAAAACAUGAACUUCCAGGACGUAAGCAAUCAGCUGGUAAAACAUAUCUAUGGGUUUGUGGACACCAAGCAGUCCCAGUAUUACCUGAAGAGUAUGAACUGUAUAAAGUGUUUGCGGAAAGAAGCCAUUCGGCUGUCACAGGCUCAGAUUUUUAAUGAUUUCCUCCAGUCGCUGAAAGAGAAGACAGCGGGGGGCAGCCUUAAAGAAUUCUGGGAAAUUGUCAUUCAAGAUGUCGUGUCCCUGAUCACAUCCGAGGAAUCGUCAGACAGCUCUGUGACUCCCGAAGAGGCCAAACAGUUCUUGGCCCAAGCUGAGAAGAAACCAGAAGACACCUCCAUGGUGGAAGAAGAAGAUGUGGAUGAUCUGUUUGAUCUGCUUUAACCCACAACCCAGGAGGACACUACAGGAACGAGGCACUUACUGGAGGCGCAGGACCAAAGUCAACAAUGUUUACGUCUGUCUGUUAUGUUGUGUGUGGCCGGAGAAUUGGGAGGGACGGUUUUGUAUGAUACAGAGUGGAAGGUGCUUGGGUAGUCUGUAUUGGCAUUAAUGGAGUGCAAAAAUUAUUUGUAGGGUUAAAUGAAGAGCUUUCAGAAAUAUUGAAACCACUUAAAUGACGACUGUCAUAGCACUAAGGAAAUAUUCGUGUCUGCAAAUAAGGAUUAAAACUUUAAUUUCUAUAAUAA
Rana temporaria (common frog) is the source of this 2568-nucleotide messenger RNA. RefSeq names its product X-ray repair cross complementing 5 (gene XRCC5). Bases 89 to 2263 code for a protein of 724 amino acids. Gene Ontology annotation, molecular function: telomeric repeat DNA binding; DNA helicase activity; damaged DNA binding. Gene Ontology annotation, cellular component: Ku70:Ku80 complex; nucleus. The record is from RefSeq and is a predicted model, not a curated record. The transcript is spliced from 21 exons. Lineage: Eukaryota; Metazoa; Chordata; Amphibia; Anura; Ranidae. Gene Ontology annotation, biological process: cellular response to gamma radiation; telomere maintenance; DNA recombination.